AUGAGGAGAUUUUAUCUCUUACCUUUUGAGGAUGACUCAUAUAGGUGUUGUCAAUCUAAGAGGUUUAGGAUAAAAAUAAUGUUCAUGGGUGUAAUUGGGAGGCCAAUUUAUGAUUCAAAUGGAUUGGAAAUCCAUGAUGGAAAGUAUGGAAUAUACCAUUUUGUUCAUUAUGUAAGAGCAAAGAAAAGAAGUUGCAACAGAGAAGUAGGGACCAUUGAAACAAAGCCAGUUGAAUCAGUUACAAAAGAAGUCAUCAGAAGAAUACUAAUUGACAAUGUCAUACCUAGCAUUAUGCAAAAUUGGCUUGCCUUUUUACCAAUGAACAUUCAAUUGCAGCGGGAUAAUGCAAGACCACACAUAUCAGUUGAUGAUAUGGAAUUCAAACAAGCUGCAACACAGAAUGGCUUCAACGUACAACUAGUAAAUCAACCACCCCAAUCCCAUGAUCUCAACUUGUUGGAUUUAUGUUUAUUCACGGAUCUUCAAUCAAUUCAUAAUCAAUCAUUUCCACAGAAUAUAGAUGAGCUUAUAGCUAGAGUUCAAGAUGCAUAUGAAUUCUAUGACACAGAAAAGAUUAAGUUUGCAUGGUUAGAGUUACAAUAUGUGAUCACUGAAAUUUUGAAAGACAAAGGGGGUAACAAUUACAAGAAUCCUCAUCAUGGAAAAGCAUAUUUACAAAGAAUUGGGAAAUUGUCAGAGAAUGUUGAGAUUGAACAAUCCCUACUUGAUGAGGCAGUUAAGUACCUUAAUGAAAGGGAGGUUCCUAUAUUUUCUAAUGUGCAUGACUUUAAUGAAUGGGAUGAAGUUGAUGCAGAUUCAUUUAUUUUUGACAUUGGUAACAUACCAAUGCAAUUUCAUUUUCAUAUUGAUGCAACAAUUAAUGACUGCUACACCUAA
This is a messenger RNA of Beta vulgaris subsp. vulgaris (sugar beet), 897 nucleotides long. RefSeq lists its product as uncharacterized. The coding region runs from base 1 to 897 and encodes 298 amino acids. The transcript has a single exon. The record is from RefSeq and is a predicted model, not a curated record. Gene Ontology annotation, molecular function: nucleic acid binding. Lineage: Eukaryota; Viridiplantae; Streptophyta; Magnoliopsida; Caryophyllales; Amaranthaceae.